AUGUCUUCUGGAAAUGAGCAUCGACCCCAGACCUUCACCAAACCAGCCCUUGGUGAGAAAGAAGCAGCUGAAUUGGUUGACAGAGUGUUUGGAUUGAAGGUGUCUUGGAUCAGGCCACUGCCCAGCUAUGAUGAUCAGAACUUCCAUGUGCAUGUCUCAAGGAAUGAUGCUGUGGCUGAGGGUGCUGAGGAGUAUGUCCUCAAAAUCACCAACUCAGAAGACAGCCAGGAGCCUGACCUCAUUGAAGUGCAGACCCGGGCCAUGAUGUUCCUCAGUGCUGAAGGCUUUCCUUCAGCUACUCCUUACCUCACAAAAGAUGGUAACAUCAUGUCUCUGGAGCUGGGAGAUGCUGGAUCAGAGCACAAGAAGUACAUGGUCAGGCUGCUGACUUACCUGCCAGGGACACCAGUGGCCAAGAUUGCUACGAACACUCAGAUUCUGUACGAGAUCGGUCGGUUAGCUGCCAGCAUGGACAAAGCACUUGCAGAGAAAUUCCAUCAUCCAUCAGUAAAAAGUCUGCAUCGAGGUCAGUUCAUCUGGAACCUGGCAAAUGUUCCUCUUCUGGAACAGUACAUUUAUGCCUUGGGUCAGGACAAACACCGUGCAGUUGUGGAACAAGUUAUCCAGCAGUUUAAAGGGGAAGUAAUACCCAAGUUGAGCAGUUUUCGAGCCUGUAUCAAUCAUGGCGAUUUUAACGACCACAACGUUCUGGUGGACUCCAGCUGUGCCUGCCCAGAGAACCCCCAGUACAGGGUGUCUGGCAUCCUGGACUUCAGCGACAUGAGUUACGGCUACUACGUGUUCGAGGUGGCCAUAGCCAUCAUGUACAUGAUGAUCGAGAGCACAGAGCCCCUGUCUGUGGGAGGGCACGUCCUGGCAGGGUUUGAGAGCGUGGUGCCACUCACCACCCAGGAGAGAGCUGCCCUCUUCCUCCUGGUGAGCGGCAGGUUCGCCCAGUCCCUCGUCAUCGCCGCCCACACCGCGCGGCUCUACCCCGACAACACCGAGUACCUCAUGAUCACGGCCAAGACUGGCUGGAAGCACCUGCUGGCCAUGUUUGAGGUGGGGCGAGAAGCUGUGGAGAAGAUGUGGUUUGAGACUGCCCGAGCGUACACACCUGCCCCGCGGGGCGAUGGCUGCUGA
This is a messenger RNA of Acanthisitta chloris (rifleman), 1143 nucleotides long. It is a transcript of the gene HYKK, whose product is annotated as hydroxylysine kinase. Gene Ontology annotation, molecular function: amino acid kinase activity. Bases 1 to 1143 code for a protein of 380 amino acids. The transcript has 4 exons. NCBI's taxonomy places the organism in Eukaryota, Metazoa, Chordata, Aves, Passeriformes, Acanthisittidae. The record is from RefSeq and is a predicted model, not a curated record.